This is a messenger RNA of Xyrauchen texanus (razorback sucker), 4588 nucleotides long. Its product is annotated as zinc finger and BTB domain-containing protein 22-like. Gene Ontology annotation, molecular function: DNA-binding transcription factor activity, RNA polymerase II-specific; protein binding; RNA polymerase II cis-regulatory region sequence-specific DNA binding. NCBI's taxonomy places the organism in Eukaryota, Metazoa, Chordata, Actinopteri, Cypriniformes, Catostomidae. The transcript has 4 exons. Bases 124 to 2172 code for a protein of 682 amino acids. Gene Ontology annotation, biological process: regulation of transcription by RNA polymerase II. The record is from RefSeq and is a predicted model, not a curated record.
CUGAGAUUCAAAACCUCUGAUGGAAGUCCACCAUUAGGCUCGGCACUCCCGAACGGUGGGAAAGAGCGAAUUAUCAUUAUGAAAAUCCCCUAUAUUAGUGCCUGACGGAGAUACUUAAAUAGAAUGCAGUCGGUCACAGCGGACCAAGGCUAUGGUGACUCUGCGGGUUCUCCCAUCACUGAUUCAGUGGUGCAGGUGUGCUUCUCCAGGGUGCAGACCUCAGUGCUGGAUAGCCUGAAUCGACAGCGUGAGGAAGGCCAUCUCUGUGACCUCUCCAUUCAUGUUCAGGGCCAAGUGUUUAAGGCCCACCGAUGUGUGCUGGCUGCAUCGUCACCUUACUUUCACGACCAGGUGCUGCUCAAGAACAUGUCCACUGUCUCCAUCCCGGCCGUCAUGGACCCCCUGGCCUUUGAGAGUGUUCUCAGUUGUGCUUACACUGGCCAGCUGCGAAUGCUUCGUGAAGACAUUGUUAACUACCUCACCGUUGGCAGCGUGCUUCAGAUGUGGCACAUUGUGGACAAAUGCACUGAGCUUCUCAAAGAGGGCAGGGGGGGUUCAAGUGGACCUCAGGGAUCCGGAGAAAAGGAAAACGAGGGGCACAGUGGUUGUCCCAACAAGGUUGCCCAAGCAGAUGGAGGAGACACCUCUUCUACAUCUCAGCCUCCAAGCCGACCUUCGUUCAAUGAGAGCCAGUCACCUAGCAGCACCAAUUACUUCAGUCCUAGAGAAGCAAAUUUUGGAGGGGGCAUGGUGACAACAGGAGCAGUAGGGGAGGGUGCUGUACACUCUAAUCCAAACUACUGCACCCCUUCUGGUGGGGAGGAGGGUUUUAUGAUUGAAGAAGAUGAAGACGAGGAGGAGCUCUUGUUUCCCAGGAAAAGAGAGCACGGAGGAGGCAGCAAGCGGAAGAACACAACCUCUGUAUCCGAUCAAGAGGUUGGGGAGAGCGACAGUUUUGGAGUUUCGUCUUAUCAAGAUGGAGAUUCCUCACCACCCCAAAAGCGUCCAUCAUAUAGUCAGCCGAGCAUCAUGCCUAGGAAACAGUGGGUGGUGGUAAAGACGGAGCACUCGAGAGAUGAUGACCUGAUCGUGGUGUCAGGAGAGGAAGGCGGUGAAGAUGAAGAGUUGCGAGAGAUGGAGAUGGUCAGAGAAAGAGACAGGACAUUUAACAUCUCCAAUGUUAGGACCCUUUCUGGACUUCGAGAAGAUACUGAAUUGGAGGCACGGGUUGACUAUUGCCAGUCCUCAGAAGACUACCUCAAGUAUGAGAGGGGUUUGAUGGACCAAACAUCCUCUCAACACCCUCCUGACAAUCCCAUUCAAUGUACCAGUAGGGCCGUUUCCACCAUGCUUGGCUCAGUUCAGUCUUCGGCCGCAAGAGCUCAGCUCUUCCCUCUGGAUAUGCAAGGAAACCAGAUUCUUCUGUACAAUCAGGCUGCCCUAGAAUCUUCAUCUCCAUUAGGGCUUGCCGGAGGUAUGUCUGGUGUUUCAUUAAAAGGAAGCCUGGAGCACGGGGCAGUCCAUUUACCUGCUCAAGGGGCUCUGAGUAGUGGGAUAGAAGGAUUAGACGGCGGGGCUGGCAGUUCUGGUAAGGCCUUCAUGUGUCAUUGCGGGAAAACGUUUUCGCACAAGAGCAUGCGGGACCGCCACAUCAACAUGCACCUGGACCUGCGGCCUUUCAACUGCCCCAUCUGUGCAAAGAAGUUCAAGAUGAAGCAUCACCUCACUGAACACAUGAAGACCCACACUGGUCUGAAACCUUAUGACUGCCACGGCUGUGGGAAGAAGUUCAUGUGGCGCGACAGCUUCAUGAGGCAUCGCUCACACUGUGAGAGACGCAACAGGGGCGCUGGCAGUGCCAACAGGAGAGUAGGGUCGGAAGGGUCUAUAAUUUCUCCACCACAUCACAUGAAGCUCCAUUCCUCAGGCAAUGAGCCCAGCCAAGGUAGCAUUGUCCCACAAAGUGGGAUCUCUGUUGUUUCUCCACAACAUUCGAUUAGCAGCAAUGACAUCUCAUGUCUCAACAUGGCAGCACCUGGGCCUCUUCUAGGAAUCAGUUCUCAAACUGGGGCGCACAGCCUUGGUUCUGGUAUUUUAGGGAUUAGUGGCAGCCAUAGCGGCUGUGUGGAGGAUGUCUGUGAAGGGAAUGUUGAUGAAAGCAGGGUCACAUAGGCUGUUAAAAGAAUGUUCCCUGUUCAAGACGAGGUAAGCUCAAUGGACAGGAUUUUUGGCAUAAUGUUGAUUACCACAAAAAUAAUUCAGACUUGUACCUUGUUUAUUUAAAAAAAAAAAGUUACAGUUACAGUGUACGGCACUUACAAUGGAAGUGAAUAGGGCCGGAUGCUAAACGUCAAAAUAAAAACAUUCAAAUAUAUAGCCUCAAGACGUAAAUAUUAUAUGAGUUAACAUGAAUUUGGUGUGACAAAAUCGGGGAUUUACUGACAUUACAGUGUUUACAAGAUUUAAAGUUGUAUUGCGGUCAUGUCUUCAUGGCAACAAAGUUGUAAUAUUGGAUAUAACUUUACACCGAUAAGGUAUGCAAGCGAUUGUAUAAUGCUAAAAUCAUGUUAACGCAUGUAGUGUUUGUCUUGUGGCUAUACUUUUGAAACCGUGUAUAUUAGUGUUUAUCGUCUGGCCCCAUGUACUUCCAUUGUAAGUGCCUUACUGUAACUUUUUUGCUAUUUUUCAAUAAACGAGGGACUAGUCGAAGUUAUUUUUGUGGUAAUAAAUAUUAUGCCACAAAUGCUGUCCAUUUGAGCUUAUUUUAUAUUGAAUAUGGAACAUUCCUUUAAGCUACGGUGUUUCAUUUCAAGACCACCGUCCCUCAAAACAAGGACCCUCUUGUGAUUUUCAUCAGUUUUAAAGGGACCACACGAACAAUUGUCUGAUUCUUUACCUCAUCCCAUUGUGGUGUGUUUGGAAAUAAUACGAAUUACCAAGUGCCCAUUGCAAGCUUACCUGUGUAUCUAGUUCUUAAAGAUGUUUAAGAUCAGUGGAACCUUUUUCUGGCCAGGAAUACGGUCAGUCACUCUUGCAUACAACCUGCCUCACUAGCACAGAACAUUUGUUCGCUGUUGCUCUAAAGUGCCAUUGUGUUGUACGGUGAACAUUACUAUAGCCGUCUAAUGACUGUAUAUAACAGAAUAUUCCACCUUUGAAUGUUAAUUUAUUGAUUUCUUGAAGGGAAAGUUCAACUAAAAAUGACAUUUGUCUCAUUUAAUUAGAUUGUUUCCAACACCUUCUAACUUUUAAAUGCUUAGAACCCUAUAUGCUUUUGUGGUCCACAGAAGACAGAAAGUCAUACAGGUUUAGAGCAAAAUAAUGGUGAGUAAACGGUGACUAAAUGUUAAUAUUUAUUUGAACUAUCCCUUUAAAUAACAGGCAUAUAGCUUCUUCUGCACUUUGGUGUCUUCUUUGCUUGGAAGCAGUGCAGGGUGGUUGGAUUGCUGAAUUAAUCAACUUAUGGUCCAUUUUUGCAUUCCUAUAUAUGUCCUUUGACCUAACUACUAGUAGAGUUGCUUGGAACCCUGGAAAGACGUUUGUUUUUUUGGGAUUACCAAACAAUAGAUGACUAAUGGAAAACAGACCUUUUCAAAGUGAACUCCUCCCGUAUUUUAGAUGUAGCCUGCAGUGUACCAGUAGUGAUAGUUUUAAAAAGUUUGCCUUCCAUGAAGGCUUUUGAGAAACGAUUUGCCAUGUUUUUAUAAGGGUAACAAAUAGAUUUAAAGCUUGAAUGAAGUAUGCAAAUGACUUAGUGGCAUAGAUGCAGUAUUGUGCAAAAACUGAAGUUAUCAUUAACCAAUGUCAUUGUAAUAAUACGCUAUUUGCAGUCAGUCAUGAUUAAUUUAUUCAGCGAGUGAAAGCGUUCAUUUACAGGGGAUUAUUGAGAUGAAGCAAGUAUAAUGCGACUGGUCAUGAUCUCAACAUGGUGGUGCACGUUAAUUUUCCACCGGAAUCAUAUAUUCUCUUAAUAAAAUCUUAAAAAUGAUUAUUUCAUUCUGUUUAAUAGUUUAGCUAUUAGCAAAACAAAAAAAUCACUGGGUGCACCUUUAAGUGAUUUGUUGAUGUUCUGAUGCAUAAAUGCAGUGAUCCAUUGCUGAAUUGUAUUACGGAUGAAUAUGUUGACCACAAAAACCAGAUACCUCAAGCUUUAUCACAAAUAUUCAAUAUAUUAGGAGAAAUAAACAGGGAUCUAAUGUGUGAACCAGAAUGAAUCGCACAUCUGUUGCCUAUCCACACAUUCCUACGACUUCAAAAUCAAAUGGUGAGAAAAAUGCUGUAGAGAACAUUUAAAAUAUGAUUUAAAAAUGUCCAGUACCAGCAGGUAAAAUCAUGAUUCAGUGCUUGCUUAUUGAGUAAUCUGGUUAGACAUAUCUGUCUUAUGAACAGAUAAAAAUUGUGUUCCAUCUACAAUUGUUGUGAUGAAUCUGAACUUGAGAACAAAUUAACUGGAUUACAAAAACAAUUGUGUAAAUAUUUCACGGGCAGUAGCUAAAUAAACAGAUUCUCUGUUGUCUGAUGUAAAUGGAGUACAUCAAUAAUUUUCUUAAAAGAUUCUUCAUUUAAAAUAAUAAAGUGACAUGUGCAC